CAGCAGCCCAGGGAGCCCUGACCCAUCAUGGAUGCUGUGGACGCCACCAUGGAGAAGCUCCGGGCCCAGUGCCUGUCCCGAGGGGCUUCGGGCAUCCAGGGUCUGGCCAGGUUUUUCCGCCACAUGGACCGGGACAGGAGCCGGUCCCUGGAUGCAGGGGAGCUCCAGCGGGGCCUGGCUGAGCUGGGGCUGGUGCUGGACACGGCCGAGGCGCAGGGCGUGUGCAGGCGCUGGGACCGUGACGGCAGUGGGACGCUGGACCUGGAGGAGUUCCUGCGGGCACUGCGGCCCCCCAUGUCCCAGGUCCGGGAGGCAGUCAUCACAGCCGCAUUCGCCAAGCUGGACCGCAGCGGGGACGGCGUGGUGACUGUGGAUGACCUCCGGGGGGUGUACAGCGGCCGCGCCCACCCCAGGGUGCGGAGCGGGGAGUGGACGGAGGAGGAGGUGCUCCGCCGCUUCCUGGCCAACUUUGACUCCUCCGAGAAGGACGGGCAGGUCACGCUGGCCGAGUUCCAGGACUACUACAGUGGCGUGAGCGCCUCUGUGGACACGGAUGAGGAGUUUGUGGCCAUGAUGACCAGCGCCUGGCGGCUGUGAGCGG
Messenger RNA from Lipotes vexillifer (Yangtze River dolphin), 601 nucleotides. It is a transcript of the gene CAPS, whose product is annotated as calcyphosine. Gene Ontology annotation, molecular function: calcium ion binding. Bases 28 to 597 code for a protein of 189 amino acids. The transcript is spliced from 4 exons. Gene Ontology annotation, cellular component: vesicle. NCBI's taxonomy places the organism in Eukaryota, Metazoa, Chordata, Mammalia, Artiodactyla, Lipotidae. The record is from RefSeq and is a predicted model, not a curated record.